UUACAAAUGAAGAACCCUAAUCAAACUAUAUAUUUUCAAGUAUCUAGGGUUUUGUUCCUCUCUGCACUUGCCAUCUCUUCCAGAGUCCAGCGACAAUGGUGGCCGCCAAGAAGACGAAGAAGACCCAUGAGAGCAUCAACAACAGGCUCGCCCUUGUCAUGAAGAGUGGCAAAUACACCCUCGGUUAUAAGACCGUUCUCAAAUCCCUCAGAAACUCCAAAGGUAAGUUGAUUAUCAUUGCUAACAACUGUCCACCUUUGAGGAAGUCAGAGAUUGAGUACUAUGCCAUGUUGGCAAAGGUUGGCGUGCACCAUUACAAUGGGAACAACGUCGACUUGGGCACCGCAUGUGGAAAAUAUUAUAGAGUUUGCUGCCUUAGUAUUAUUGAUCCUGGUGAUUCUGAUAUCAUUAAGACACUCCCUGGCGAACAGUAAAAGUGGAAAGUGUUUUGAUUGUUAUAACCUGCUUUUAGUUUUAAGCUAUUCGGUGUAAGGUGCAUUGCUUUGGGGAUUCUAGCAGAUUGUGCAUUUGAGCAAUUUUAACAUUCAAAAUUUUGAACAUGCUGUUGAUGUUUAGUUCAUGGAAGUUCUCAUAUGUUUGGUUCAUAUUAAAUUUGUAAAAGCAACUGAUGGUGCUAUUGGUAUAAAAUUUUGAAGAUUUGCUCGUUUAGAAUUAUAAA
Messenger RNA from Arachis duranensis, 679 nucleotides. Its product is annotated as 60S ribosomal protein L30. NCBI's taxonomy places the organism in Eukaryota, Viridiplantae, Streptophyta, Magnoliopsida, Fabales, Fabaceae. The transcript has 5 exons. Gene Ontology annotation, cellular component: cytosolic large ribosomal subunit. The record is from RefSeq and is a predicted model, not a curated record. Bases 96 to 434 code for a protein of 112 amino acids. Gene Ontology annotation, molecular function: RNA binding; structural constituent of ribosome.